This is a messenger RNA of Striga hermonthica, 978 nucleotides long. The record is from the annotation of a GenBank genome assembly. NCBI's taxonomy places the organism in Eukaryota, Viridiplantae, Streptophyta, Magnoliopsida, Lamiales, Orobanchaceae.
AUGGCCUCUUUUAAGUAUUUCUUGAUAAUAUACACAAUAGUUUCAAUUUUUACACUGGUUUUGGUUCCAAGAACUGUUCUUUCUGUGCCCUUUGUCGUUUUUCACGGAAUAUCUGACAAUUGCAAAAACAAAGGAAUAACUCAUUUCACCACUCUUCUAAGUGACUGGUCGGGUUCGCGAGGAUAUUGCAUUGAAAUUGGAAAUGGUGCGUGGGAUUCAUGGACAAUGCCCUUCCUAAAACAAACGGAACCUUUCAACUUACAGGUGAAGGAAAUGGAAGAACUCAAAGAAGGUUACAACAUUAUUGGACUUUCCCAGGGUAAUCUGGUCGGCAGAGGGGUCAUUGAGUUAUGUGAUGGUGGACCUCCAGUGAGAAGUCUAAUAUCUUUGGCAGGUCCGCAUGCUGGAAUAGCAGCUGUUCCCUUAUGUGGAUCGGCUUUGGUUUGCAUUCUCGUGGACUUUCUAAUCAAGUUUGCAAUUUACAGCGACUUUGUUCAGGAACAUUUGGCACCUGCCAGUUUUAUCAAAAUCCCAACGGACCUAAAUGACUACAAAGAAGGAUGCAGCUUCCUGCCUAAGCUUAAUAACGAAAUAUAUAAAAAUUCUACUUACAAAGAGCGAUUUUCUAGCUUGGAAAACUUGGUUCUUAUCAUGUUCGAGAAGGACAGCAUUUUGGUGCCGAGAGAGACUUCUUGGUUCGGAUAUUUCCCAGAUGAUUCGUGGGAAACAAUUUUGCCUGCUCAACAGACAACUCUCUAUACAGAAGAUUGGAUUGGUCUGAAAACAUUGGAUGAAGCUGGGAAAGUGAAGUUUGUAAACGUGUCUGGGGGCCAUCUCGACAUCUCAUAUGGCGAAAUGAAGAAAUAUAUAGUUCCAUAUUUGGUGGAUAAGAAGGCCAAUCAACAAACAGUGCUAAAACAAUUUCAUACUUGGUCUGAGCAUGAGGAAAAGAUUAUUAAGCUGUUUGCUUCAUAUUGA